CACAUUGUACGCUUUAACUACGUUUCCUUUAAAACCAUAUGUUAAUAUUUAUAACUAACAUUGUGUAAAGUGACAAUAUGAAGUGGGUAUUGAUUUUUCUGAGAAAAAUGCGGAACAGAGUGUGUAUGUUUGAGGAUGACGGCGCUGAGACCCCGCGGAACCAAACUAACACGACUGACUACAACGUGCUAACAAGUUAGCCGGGAUAGGAGGAGGAGGGCUGUAUAUGGUUUAGGGUUAUAAUUCUGAGUGUUUUUGUAUUUUAUUUUACUUUAGCCAAAAGGUUAAUUUAAUUAUGCCCAGUAAAAAGAAGAAAUACAACGCCAGAUUCCCUCCGGCGAGGAUUAAGAAGAUCAUGCAGACAGAUGAAGAAAUAGGCAAAGUGGCUGCAGCAGUUCCUGUUAUUAUCUCAAGAGCUCUCGAGCUUUUUCUGGAGUCGUUGCUUACAAAGGCCUGUCAGGUCACCCAGUCGAGGAAUGCAAAGACGAUGACGACAUCGCACCUAAAGCAAUGCAUCGAGCUGGAGCAACAGUUUGACUUCUUAAAAGACCUGGUGGCGACAGUCCCGGACAUACAAGGCGAGGGGGAGGAGAACCACACCGAGGCGGGAGGAGAAAAAGUCCCACGCAGGGGUCGAAAGCCAGGAUCUGGUCGAAAGAACGGGGGAGCUGGCUCCAAAGGCAAGGAUAAGAAGUUGUCAGGAACAGAGUCGGAGCAAGAGGAAGACACAGAAGACAGCGAGACAGACGGAGACGAGGAUGACGGCUCUCAGUCAAGCACAAACCAACAGGCGGCAUCCAUGUUCCACAGCUCAAACCCCCCUUCCCAGUCUGUGCACAUGAGCAACAUGGUGUCAGCAGCCAGCCUGCCCCCAGCUCAGGCCCCGGGCACCAUGGCCUUCGCUCCUCAUCCUUCCAUGGUGAGCAUCGCGCCGCCUCCCCCAGCGCCCGCGCCACACAAAGACGAAGACGACGACGACGAAGACUAUGACUCUUAGCUGCCCCGACAUCCUCUCUUUAUUUCUCAAACACACACACAUACAUACAAACACAAUCACACACACAUGAAUCUUUCAGCAUUAUUUUCAGAUUCUUAAGUUGCCCCUUUGGUGGCUGCUCCACCAGUGAAGAGAAAGACUCUUCAUCACAGCCCGUUGAUAGAAAAGCUGUAAGAGAUAAAACUUGUUGUAAAUUAGGUGUUUUAAUUUUUUUAAACAGCUUUUAUUUUAAUGUAGAGAUGGGGGAUGUUUUUUAGCAAGGUCUUUGUUGUUUUAUUAUUUUUUUUCGUGACUUGUAAAGAUGGCGUGCUAUGAGCCUCAGCAGGCAGGAUAGGUGUGGUUUCACCUCACAGCUUUUGGUUAGGUUUUUUUUUUAUUUGUUUUGGAGAUAUUCUAAAAACAAACAUAGUUCCUCCAACCUUCAGCUUGGCUGGAUAGAUCCAACAAGUGGUAGUUAAACCUUAUUCCAGCCCAGACUAAGAUUGUUGACUAGUUGAGAUGAGUUCAGGGCAGCAGUUUAUAGGGGAUUUUUGUGGAAAGCGGUAGAACGUGUUGAAAGGAAAAGUCACCACUGAAGUGUUAGGUCUCCAUGUCAUCCUUCAGUCGAUUGAUGCUGCAGUUAAGAUGUUAGUUGCAUCUUUUUAAUCGGUCCUGAUAUCAGUCGUCAAAGACAGCAGGUGGUAUUUAUUUAUUUGUUUGUUUUUUUUUGACCAUGUGUUUGCAACCCGUGGUUUGUUUUCGUUUGUUUCAAAUUUAACCGCUACUUUUAAUUCAGGUUUUUAUCAAGGAAACUGUAAAGCUCCACAACCGCAGCCCUGAUGUCAGCCACAUCAGCAGGUUGAUGAUGCACAUUUUAGUUUUGAUUUUGAUGCUGCCACUUGUUAGCUUAUAUAUUUCACACGACCAUAAAUUUCGCCCGAUUUGCCUGUUCAUACAGUUUCUUUUGGUCCAUGUUUUUGUUUUUAAAGUUUGUUUUCUUUGUCCUCUCUCUUUUUGAUUCCUGGCCACACCCUCAUUCGUUGCUCCUUUCUUUAACAUUUGUUUUCUUUUCAGAUUCUUUUUAAAUGAACGCAGAGACGGGACUCCCAUUUCCGUACCGAGCUUGUUAUGAAAUGGUUGCAAACAGUUUACCCUGUAUUGUAAACUUUUAAUGUUCUUUUUAUUUUGUAUGGGUGAAAUAAAGUUCACUUUCAAUUAAAAAAGA
Molecule: messenger RNA, 2201 nt
Organism: Girardinichthys multiradiatus
Lineage: Eukaryota; Metazoa; Chordata; Actinopteri; Cyprinodontiformes; Goodeidae
Gene: drap1
Product: DR1-associated protein 1 (negative cofactor 2 alpha)
Exons: 7
Coding region: 296-997 (233 amino acids)
Biological process (GO): negative regulation of transcription by RNA polymerase II; positive regulation of transcription by RNA polymerase II; transcription by RNA polymerase II
Cellular component (GO): negative cofactor 2 complex; nucleus
Molecular function (GO): RNA polymerase II general transcription initiation factor activity; transcription coactivator activity; protein heterodimerization activity
Source: RefSeq, a predicted model, not a curated record